Molecule: messenger RNA, 2111 nt
Organism: Nezara viridula (southern green stink bug)
Lineage: Eukaryota; Metazoa; Arthropoda; Insecta; Hemiptera; Pentatomidae
Source: the annotation of a GenBank genome assembly
CUUUUUAAUAACUUUUCAUGUUUUAUUAUUUUCUGACUACCCAGCUUUAAUAAAAGACCAACUAUGACGAAAUUUAGCCAAAUGCUGGUCCACCGUGUAUUAGGAAUAAAAUAUAAAUGUUUAGUAUGUUUUUAGAAAACGUCAUCAUAAAUUUCAUUCAAUAAUUUUACUACCUCUAUGGUAAUAGGACACUAACUAAAAUAAAAUAAAUUGACUUUUCAUUUUAAUUCUAUAAGUUAUUUUUAUAACUUAAAAAGCUAUUCUUUUCCUUUUUCAUUCCCAAUAAUUUUUAUACAUUUCAGUACAACUGGUUUAAAAUAGUUUUGUAAAUUUAAAACAAAAUUUUCGAAAUGGCAACAAUUUAUAAUGCAAAAUUUUAAUAUUUAAAUUGGAUUUGAUAAUGAAAAUCUAAAUGUAAUUAGUUUUGGGAUAUUUUUCCCUCUUGAUACAUGAAACACAGUUUUGUUCUGCUACCAGCUGAUAGAUCUUUUCAACUUCCAUUACUGAAAAUGGCCAGCCGACUGUUACUCGGACCUGUAUUAAGGAAUUUUUCCGGACCAAGGGGCCUUACUAAUGUGCCCAAAAGAUGGCGAGCUACAGCUGCUGCUGCCCAAGAUUGUCAAGAUAUGCUUGUCAAUUGUCCUCCUACAAGAACUUCAUGCUUAGAUAAUGGGUUAAGGGUGGCCACCGAGGACACCGGUGCACCAACUGCCACAAUUGGCUUAUGGAUAGAUGCCGGAUCCCGUUUCGAAAAUGAAAAUAAUAAUGGUGUUGCUCAUUUUCUUGAGCACAUGGCUUUUAAGGGAACUGCCAAGCGCUCUCAAGUAGACCUUGAACUGGAAGUUGAAAAUAUGGGAGGUCACCUCAAUGCUUAUACCUCGAGAGAGCAAACUGUAUUCUAUGCUAAGUGCCUCAGCCAGGAUGUUCCCAAAGCACUCGAAAUAUUGGCUGACAUCCUCCAGAAUUCCAAACUGGGUGAAGCUGAAAUCGAACGAGAAAGGGGAGUUAUUCUUCGUGAAAUGCAAGAAGUUGAAACUAAUUUACAAGAAGUAGUUUUUGAUCACCUUCAUGCCGUAGCUUUCCAAGGGACUCCUCUCGGAAGGACAAUCCUUGGGCCUACCAAGAAUAUAAAGUCAAUCACUCGCAAUGAUCUUGUUGAAUACAUUAAAACUUACUAUCGUCCCUCUCGAAUGGUUCUGGCUGGUGCAGGUGGCGUUGACCAUGAUAUGCUGGUUAAAACCGCUCAAUCCCAGUUUGGAAGUUCUGCCCCUUUAGUUACUGAUGCACCUAUUCCCACCCCUUGCAGAUUCACUGGCUCUGAAAUCCGAGUAAGAGAUGAUGCGAUGCCAGUUGCCCAUAUUGCUAUUGCGGUCGAAGGCUGCGGAUGGGAGAGCGCAGACAACAUUCCAUUGAUGGUUGCCAACACACUGAUCGGUGCCUGGGACAGGAGCCAUGGAAGUGGUUCCGGUAACGCUAGCCGCCUGGCCAUCGCUUGCAGUACUGAUAACCUUGCCCAUUCCUUCCAGUCUUUCAACACCUGUUACAAGGAUACCGGUCUGUGGGGAAUCUACUUUGUUUCUACACCACUUGCUCUUGAGGAUAUGGUGUUUAACAUCCAAAAUGAAUGGAUGAGGUUGUGCACUUCAGUGACCGAAGGAGAGGUCGAAAGAGCCAAGAACUUAUUGAAAACUAACAUGCUGCUUCAGCUCGAUGGUACAACCCCCGUCUGUGAAGAUAUUGGGCGCCAGAUGCUUUGCUAUGGUAGGAGAGUGCCUCUUCAUGAACUUGAAGCUAGAAUUAAUUGCAUCACCGCUCAGAAUGUGCAAGAUGUAAUGAUGAAGUACAUUUACGACAAGUGCCCCGCUGUCGCAGCUGUGGGACCUGUGGAAGGUCUUCCUGACUAUAACAGAAUACGUGGCUCAAUGUAUUGGUUAAGGUUAUAAAUUAUAGCUAUUUGGUAUAGUUCGGGUGUGCAUUUCAAGACCACGUCUAUACUUGAAUAGGAAUUUUUGUACAUUGUAUAAUAAAUUUCUUUUCUUUUUGUUUUAGAUUUCUUCAUUUGUAAUAUAUUUAUGUAUUUAUUGUUAAUAAAACAUUAAUUUUUUGUUGUU